AUGCCAAAGAUUCGCACGCUCGGCAAGAAUAAGAAGCCGCCUGAGGGCUGGGAGCUGCUCGAGCCGACGCUUAUCGAGCUGAACAGAAAAAUGCGCGAAGCGGAGAUGGAACCUCACGAGGGCAAGCGCAAAUGCGAGUCGAGUUGGCCGCUCUUCAAGCUGCACCACCAGCGCUCAAGAUACAUCUAUGACUGCUACUACAAGCGCAAGGCAAUCUCGAAGGAACUGUACGAGUAUUGCCUGCGCGAGGGGUACGCAGAUGCGAAGCUGAUUGCAAAGUGGAAGAAGCCGGGCUACGAGAAGCUCUGCUGCCUGCGCUGCAUCCAAGCGUCAGACCAGAACUUCUCCACGACCUGCAUCUGCCGCGUCCCCAAAAACAGUCUGUCCGACACGCAACAGAACAUCCAGUGCGUCCACUGCGGCUGCCGAGGCUGCGCCAGUGGAGAUUAA
Molecule: messenger RNA, 450 nt
Organism: Besnoitia besnoiti
Lineage: Eukaryota; Apicomplexa; Conoidasida; Eucoccidiorida; Sarcocystidae
Product: G10 family protein
Exons: 3
Coding region: 1-450 (149 amino acids)
Biological process (GO): mRNA splicing, via spliceosome
Cellular component (GO): nucleus; spliceosomal complex
Source: RefSeq, a predicted model, not a curated record